CGAGCAAGACUUACAGCGACAUUCUUCCAGGUCAGUGAGCAGGAGCAGAAACAGGGAGAGUUAAGGCUUGUGGGACAAUGUGAGCUACACGAGCAAGACUUACAGCGACAUUCGUCAACGUCAGUGACCAGGAGCAGAAACAGGGACAUUCUUCCAGUCCCUGUAGCCCUCCCUCUGCCUUCCUCUCGCUGUGUUCCCUGUCAAUCCCUGUGUCCGUCUCAGGUCCCGUAUGCGGAGCUGGGCGGCAAGACGCUGAUGAUGGCGGUGUACGAUUUCGACCGUUUCUCGAAGCACGACGCCAUCGGCGACGUCAAGGUGCCCAUGAACAGCGUGGACCUGGGGCACCUGAUCGAGGAGUGGAGAGAACUGGAGAGCGCGGAGAAGGAGGAGCAGGAGAAGCUGGGCGAUAUCUGCUUCUCCCUGCGCUACGUUCCCACAGCCGGGAAACUGACCGUCAUCAUCCUGGAGGCCAAGAACCUCAAGAAGAUGGACGUGGGAGGACUGUCAGACCCCUAUGUGAAGAUCCACCUCAUGCAGGGAGGCAAGCGGCUGAAGAAGAAGAAGACCACCAUCAAGAAGAACACGCUGAACCCCUACUACAACGAGAGCUUCAGCUUCGAGGUGCCCUUCGAGCAGAUCCAGAAGGUGCAGGUGGUCGUCACCGUGCUGGACUACGACAAGCUGGGCAAGAACGACGCCAUCGGGAAGGUGUUCGUGGGCUGCAACUCCUCGGGCACGGAGCUGCGCCACUGGUCGGACAUGCUGGCCAACCCCCGCCGGCCCAUCGCCCAGUGGCACACGCUGCAGCCCGAGGAGGAAGUGGAGGUCGCGCUGAAGGGCAACGUCCGCUGACGUCACUUCCUGUCCGCCCCCACUUCCUGUCCGCCCCCACUUCCUGCCAACAGUUUCCUCCACUCCUGUGUUUUUUUUAAGUACGAUAGCAUCACAUUGUAUCAGUCUCCUGUAUAUUACCGACUUCCUGCUUGCCUCCUGUAAUUCAAUAUUAUAUCAUCAUUAUUUAUGGACCUA
Messenger RNA from Lepisosteus oculatus (spotted gar), 1029 nucleotides. NCBI's taxonomy places the organism in Eukaryota, Metazoa, Chordata, Actinopteri, Semionotiformes, Lepisosteidae. The record is from RefSeq and is a predicted model, not a curated record.